AUGGGAGCAAUCGUCAACAGCUACACUUCCAAGUGGACUGCGCUCCCCGUAGACUCGAGUUUGCUGUACACAAUGCUUCUUCGUCAUUUCACGUUUCGUCUCCUUUCAUCCUCGGUCGGUCACCGCGGCUUUGUUAUGCAAAUAGUUGCCGUUCCGUUCUUCCCUGCAUGUCCUCGUUGGAGCAUGGCCUGUGCUGGGAAACGGCGGGAGGAGGGGAGAUGCAAAGAAGGGUUAGCCAACAACCACUUGUCUGGACUCUACUCGUCACAGUCUAAAGUUGGCCUGAUGCUGGUGUCGACAGUGAAUGGGGGUAUCGUCUCAAAAGUCCGUUUCUAG
Molecule: messenger RNA, 336 nt
Organism: Protopolystoma xenopodis
Lineage: Eukaryota; Metazoa; Platyhelminthes; Monogenea; Polystomatidea; Polystomatidae
Source: the annotation of a GenBank genome assembly